Talaromyces rugulosus is the source of this 3648-nucleotide messenger RNA. RefSeq lists its product as uncharacterized. The coding region runs from base 1 to 3648 and encodes 1215 amino acids. Gene Ontology annotation, molecular function: protein serine/threonine kinase activity; ATP binding. Lineage: Eukaryota; Fungi; Ascomycota; Eurotiomycetes; Eurotiales; Trichocomaceae. The record is from RefSeq and is a predicted model, not a curated record. Gene Ontology annotation, biological process: protein phosphorylation; intracellular signal transduction. Gene Ontology annotation, cellular component: cytoplasm. The transcript is spliced from 2 exons.
AUGGGGUUGUUUGAGCGGCGCUCGUCCAAGGCUGGCCUGGAAGACAUCGAGCGAUCAGAUGCUCCUCCUCGCCCCGACUCUGGCACCCCUCCUCCGCCGCCGCCUCUACCUUCUGCUGCCGAUGCUCCCGUGAGAGCCGGCGAACCACCCGAGUCGAGCCUGUCCUUUGCAAAUCGGAUGCUGGCAUCCAAACAUGCCUCGAAGUUGUCUGCGAAAAACGACUCGCAUUCAAUACACCACCCCUUUCAUUUUAUCCCCCACUCAUCUAGUAACUCGAGGGCUUCCUCGACCAAAACCUCCUCCAGUUCUUUGCAGGCCUUGAACGAGGAUUCAGUCACCGAUAACUUGAACAGAGUUGAUCACUACUCCUCCUCCUCGCCUAUCGGACGACGACUGUCUCAGCAGCUGGAUCACAAUCAACACCCGAUAAUCCAUUCCAUCAAUACUUCGGCCGACUUACCCGUAUACCCCGAUCAGUCAUACGCCGUCCUGCAAUCUCAAGUCUAUCCGCCUCCAUACAAACCUUUUCUACGUGGCCGAAGCUCAUAUCCUUCACACGUAGAUUACUCCCGACAACACGACCAUUCCCUCUCGUUCGGUACUCGGACGUUGGAUAACACACCCAUCUCGACUCCAGGGCUGUUUGCAGGCCGCAGUGCCCGCACUUCUCCUUCAGUCGGCUCUGAUGACGAAGCCUUUGCCUUCAGUCCUUCUCUACACCCAACACACCUUCAUCCUCCCAAAGAAACCCAUACCGCUGAAGUUGAACGCGAUCUCCAGACCGGGAAUAAGCUUAUCAAUGACUACGAGGUGCUUGAAGAGAUUGGGCGUGGAGAACAUGGCAAGGUCAAGCUUGGCCGCCAUUUGCCCACCAAGCAACCUGUCGCGAUCAAAAUCGUUCAGCGCUACUCCAAACGCCGCCGCUUGGGAAAACUAGGAGACCCUGAAGACAAGGUCAAAAAGGAGGUGGCUAUUCUCAAGAAAGCUCGUCAUCCGAAUGUAGUCAGUUUGCUAGAAGUGAUUGACGACCCAAACCGCCAAAAGGUUUACAUUGUUUUGGAGUUCGUCGAACAUGGAGAGAUCAAGUGGCGCAAAAAGGGUACCAAAGAAAUCAUCCACGUUGAUAAACUCCGCCUGGAACGAGAGAAGAAUGGCUCUCCCGACUCGCCCUUUUUCGAGGAGGAAGGUCAACAGAUGGUCCGCAGUCUCCAGACCCAACGACGUUACAGGGAAGCAAUCCGUGAAAGACGCCGCGCGCAAACUCAAAGCAACAACCAACAACAGGUUCCCGCCUGGAGUUUGGAACAUGGCGGGGAAUCCGAUGAUGAGGCUGGCCCAGAAUUGGCAUUGGCACGAUCUUUCAGUCGCAAUUUUCCCUUCCACGAGGCCGGUGACAAUCACGUUUCUCCAAGUCAGUCGUACGCUAGCUCCGUCUCCGAAUUCGACCGUCACAUGCGUGAUUCCAACCUGGCUGCCAUUGAAGGAAGUAUGUAUGGGGCGUAUGCCUCGGACUACUCGUUUGAACGCCGGUACAGCACAGCCUCGAGUUUGUUCGGUUAUACCUCGUCCGAGACCGACUUUCUCAAUGACGAUGACGAUAUGACAUAUGUGCCCUGCCUAACCAUCGAGGAAGCCCGCAAUGCUUUUCGUGAUGCAGUCCUGGGGUUGGAAUAUUUACAUUACCAGGGCAUUAUACAUCGUGAUAUCAAACCCGCAAACCUACUCGUCACCUCUAAAGGACAGGUCAAGAUUUCUGAUUUCGGCGUGUCCUACCUCGGGCGACCAAUUCGGGACGAAGACGAAGAGCAGGUGACCGAGACCGAUGCAACUGAACUGGACGAUGCCCGUGGUGAAUUGUCCAAAACUGUCGGCACACCUGCCUUUUAUGCCCCAGAGCUGUGCUACAGUGGUGACGACUAUGUCGAUGUCAAUGGCAAAGGGCCUAAAAUUACUGGCGCUAUCGAUAUCUGGUCCCUCGGUGUUACCCUUUACGGAAUGAUUUUCGGCCGGUUGCCGUUUGUCUCGGACGACGAAUACAAUCUCUUUCAAUCAAUCGGGAAAAACGAGUUAUUUAUUCCUAGCAAACGCCUCAAGCCCGUCGAGGUCGACCUGAUCAGAACCAAUCAGGACCAGCGUCCGUCAGUAAUGAACAGCAACAAGCGCCUGGACAAUGAGUUUGUAUAUGAGGACAUCGAUGAGAAACUGGUGGAUCUUUUGCGCCGUCUACUAAACAAGGAUCCCCAAAAACGCAUCACAAUCAAAGAAAUAAAGACCCACGACUGGGUCCUUGAAGAUCUGAAAGAAGACCCAAUUGACUGGGUCCAAAAGACUGAUCCGCAGAGCAGGGGCAAUCGAAUUGAAGUCUCGAACGAAGAAGUUACGAGCGCUGUCAGCAAAGUCCCCUUUGUCGACCGCGUCCGGUCGCAAGUGGCCAAGUGGUCUGGGUACAUCGUGGGUUCUCGCCGUGGGCACCCUAAGCGGACUGCAAGCGCUGCAGGAACCAGCGCAGAAUCGCUCGUGUCUUCUAGAGAUCGGAUCAGUGGCCGUCGAGCCAGUUUACGAGGAGACGAAGACCACCACCGGCCCCAGAGGACUGCAAGAGAAUCCGAGCAUCCGCUAUCUCAGAGUGUGGUUGCCAGUCCUGAUGAUCCACCAGAUCGAACGUCCUAUUUCAAGGACAUGCAGAACACCUCUUCUUCGUCAUUAUCUGCAACCCAUCAAACUACACCUCGACCCCGUCUUCCUGGACGGUUCUCAUCAUCGAUGUCAAGUGCUACUUCGACAAGGACCGUGAGACCAGCAUCUCCAGACCGACGAUUUCCAACACUUGCUGAGACCUCUCAAGAAAUCGCUCAUUCUAGUUCACCUCAUGUUAGCGGUCUCUUCUCCGGAGCUGUCAACCGACUAUCAAAGGGCAGUAGCGAUGAAGAACAGCAGCCAUUGGAACGAUGUCGAUCGACGGAUCGAACUAUCGCUGAGGGCGAUGCUCAUUCAGAGCCCAGUCUGGCAUGGAACGCAACCUCGGCCACGGGCCAUGUUGUGGCCCCUAACCGCUGGAAAGAGGACGGUCGGCCUCGUAGCCAAGAUGAAAACACCACUGGGUUUUCGCCCUCAUCGGGACACCGUCGCAACCGAUCAGAACAGAUGGGGCAUGAAACCGAUACUGAUUAUUUCCACCUCGCCAAAGAAGCCCUGUUACGUCAAAGAGACGAAUACUCUCACUCGCAUGAGAACGAGGAUGGGGGCUCUAGCCAGGUCAGCCCAGCCGAUUCCACUCAUAACGUUGCGAGUGGCGGUCUUAUCAUGACUUCGCCGCCGUCAGCGGCAACAAUGUCAACCGCCUCGAUGGAUGAAUGUGCGAGUGAAACGUCUCGCAGUGCUUCGCAUCCCAGUAUACCUUCUGUUGUUUCGGGGGCUUCAUCUCUUUCGAACGAUGGGCUUCAUAUCCAUAUGAAAGAGCGAGAAAAGGAAGUAGACGCAACUGCGUAUGUACCUCCCAUUCUGAGGACCGGUGAUACGAUUACAGCUCGGAAUUUUCGGCAACAUCGGUCAGCAGAUGAUGAAGAAUAUCGCUACGACUGCGAUGACGAAGAUGGUGAUUCAGAAGACGAAGGCAUCGUUUUUGGCAAAAAGAAAGCAAAGGCUUGA